AUGGCAUCGUUGGCGACCCAUUUUUCUGGUUUCAUACUCUUCUUCCCCGUUGGCCUUCGCCGCUUACUUUCUUCUUCUUCCCUUUACCUUCACGAUCCCUCUCACUUCCGCUCCAACCUUUGGUACUUCUCUGACCCAAAAUGGAAGACCCUUGAUCUCUAUGCUCUCCUCAUAACUCUUCCCGUCUUCUCAUUGUCUGAGUUUUUCCUCUUCUUCUCAUUUUCUGGCAACCCCACUUACAAAUUCUCCUUCUUCCAACAAUCCCUGGUCAUUUUGGCCUUCUGGGCAUUGACCGUCUCGAUCAUAGUUCGUGAACACGUGGGGGGAACGUCGUUGAUUGAUGAAAGUUUUAUUUUUUUGUCUGGUGGGAUAGUUUUCUUGGUGGAGUACUAUGUGAUGGAAAAAGGGGUGUCAGGUCUUGCUGGUUCUGUAUAUGGUUUUUUGGAAGGGUUGACUCUGGUGUGUUCUGGUGCUUGUAUUUGCUUGGCGGUUAAGCCUUCAGCUUUUUUUGCUGACUUUUUAUUAUCAUGUGGGUUACUGUUUAAGGGCACUUGGUUAUUACAGGCGGGGUUUUCUUUGUACACUGAUUUCUUUGGGUUGAAAGGGUGUGGAAAGAUCAAUUUUUUGAAGUCCCAAAAGGAGAGUGUUGAUGUGCAAUGUGAUCUUGACGAGGAUAGGUUGAGAGGUGUGGCUUUGAUGCAUUUUUUGUUCACUGUGCAUGCCAUUGGGGUGAUGGUUUUAGCUGUUGGGGCAUUUUGUGUGUUGGCAGGUAAUCGGAGUUUGAGGAAUGGGGAGGCAAGAGGGCCUUUGCUAGCUGAGACUGAAUCGGUGAGCUAUCGGACGCGGGCACUUCUAGAUCAAGAGAUGGAGUGA
This is a messenger RNA of Sphenostylis stenocarpa, 873 nucleotides long. The record is from the annotation of a GenBank genome assembly. NCBI's taxonomy places the organism in Eukaryota, Viridiplantae, Streptophyta, Magnoliopsida, Fabales, Fabaceae.